Molecule: messenger RNA, 697 nt
Organism: Raphanus sativus (radish)
Lineage: Eukaryota; Viridiplantae; Streptophyta; Magnoliopsida; Brassicales; Brassicaceae
Exons: 1
Coding region: 13-483 (156 amino acids)
Source: RefSeq, a predicted model, not a curated record
UUGGGGGUUAUAAUGGUUGAACUCUUAUUUCUUCUUUCUUUUUUGGUAGAACUACAAAGUAAUUGUAUUCAUAUAUAUCUUGAGAACAAAAUAGUGAAAUAUGGGGUGAAUUUUAUUUCAUUACUUUUCAAGAAACCAGUUUCAUGGUUGUCUUUCAUCGCCCCACCACUAAACCCUCUAAAAGAGGUUCAAGAUCAAGAUCUUGGUCAACAAGAAUCUUUAGGAGACAUCGAAAUAUCUACGACCAGUGAUGAGAUUGUCACAGAUAAAGACGAAGACGAUGGAACAAUCCCUGAUGAGGAAAGCUACAUAGAGCUCUCUUUGCCAAGCGGCCACUACGUUGGCCAACACUUCAGUAAGAAGACUGGACAUCAAGAUUUCGGACUUAUCCAACUAUUAGCCGAGUAUGAAGACGAUAAUCUAAUCGAAAUAGAUAUUUCCGUCGGAUCCGUCAAGUGUUACACGUUCCAGAUCAAAGCCUGAUUCAUCUUCAUAUAUUUUCUACAACUUGGGUGUAAAGUAAUUGCCGUAAACAGUUACAAAAAAAAAGAAAGUAAUAUUGGGUAUUUUUUUUUGUUUUUUUGUAAACCAAGUAAUUGCGGUAUUUUUGCAGGUCAGAAGUGCUCUGUGUUUUUGUUGUUCUAGAUCUCUUCAGUCUUGUGGGGUUUUGCUAUUGAUAUAUAUUAGCUACAACAUU